Molecule: messenger RNA, 2886 nt
Organism: Acipenser ruthenus (sterlet)
Lineage: Eukaryota; Metazoa; Chordata; Actinopteri; Acipenseriformes; Acipenseridae
Product: germ cell-specific gene 1-like protein
Exons: 5
Coding region: 714-1619 (301 amino acids)
Cellular component (GO): plasma membrane
Source: RefSeq, a predicted model, not a curated record
UUGUUUCCAAGGACCCCCUUCAUCAGUCUUAAUGGGUAAAUCUCCUGGUUAAAUAAUAAUAAUAAUAAUACCCACAGCACCAACGGGCAUUGAAAACAUACAAACAAUCAAAAACAUAUCCAAGCAUAUGUGUAAUCAUGCAAGGGCUAAAGACAGGAAAAUCCCUCUGUCGUUUUUUAUUUUGCCUCCUCCAACAUGACAUUGCAAGGCAGCUACCUGUAGGGGUCUCUCCAAAGAGGCUCACAGCCUCCCGCUGUACCAGUCUGUCUAAUGCAAGCUGAUACCUCAUUCACUCACACAGCUAUUUAAGAGACAGAGAAUGUGUGAUGCUGUCAAUACAGAUUCAGAGAGAGAGAGAGAGAGAGAGAGAGAGAGAGCAGGCAGCAGCAGGCAGUGAGACUUGACUUCUACUCCAGGCAAUUUUAACAAGGUGGAAGCAGAGCACACUGGCUGUUAUUCUGUCCUCGGCUUUCCUGUGCUCAAGUUAGGGGGUUUGUGUGUGGAAGGGAAUGAGGUGCGAUAUACAAGCACUGUUGCUUCCUCCGUGGUGGAUUGAGAUGUAGUAGCUUGCAAGUAGAAAGUCAUGUUUUAGCUUUUGUGUUCUCAUUUAAUUUGUUUUCUUUUGGGGGGUCAGGGAGGGGAUGUUUCAAGUUUUUAUUUCUUGAAUUAAUUUUGUUGGUUUUGUUUAUCCGUGGUCAAGAGUUUCAGGGACAAUGAAGACCACUCGGAAAUGUAGAGCGCUCUUGGCUGUCAGUUUGAAUCUGGUAGCUCUUUUUUUUUCCAUCACUGCUUUCAUCACCACUUACUGGUGCGAGGGGACGCAGAGGGUCCCCAAGCCAAACUGCAGCAAUGACAGGAAGCACAACUGCAUUAACUACAGUGGGAAUGACACCAGCCAGAACAAAGUGCACUACAGCUGGGAGACAGGAGAUGACAGGUUUCUGUUCAGGCAUUUCCACACAGGCAUCUGGUACUCCUGUGAGGAAAACAUCAACGGUGGAGGUGAGAAAUGCAGAAGCUUUAUUGAUCUAGCCCCAGCGUCUGAGAGGGGUGUCCUUUGGCUGUCAGUGGUGUCUGAAGUGCUGUACAUCAUGCUGCUGGUCGUCGGAUUCAGUCUAAUGUGCCUGGAGCUCUUUCACUCCAGCAAUGUGAUAGAUGGGCUGAAGUUGAAUGCCUUUGCAGCCGUGUUCACAGUGCUUUCAGGACUCCUAGGAAUGGUGGCCCACAUGAUGUACAGUCAGGUAUUCCAGGUGACAGUCAGCCUUGGGCCAGAGGACUGGAGACCCCACACUUGGGACUAUGGCUGGUCGUUCUGCUUGGCCUGGGGUUCGUUCACCUGCUGCAUGGCAGCCUCUGUCACCACCCUGAACUCGUACACAAAGACAGUCAUAGAGUUCCGACACAAGCGCAAGAUGUUCGAACAGGGCCUCCGCGAGGAACAGACGUUCAUUGACCAGGAGGCCUUCAACUACUUCCGGGACCGCUCUGUGCAGUCUGUCUCGAGCUCUGUCGAAGUCUUUCCAGGGCCAGCAGGCAGCAGUGGGGGCAAAGCGCUGGUCCCCAGAGGUUCAAUGGACAUGGGAGAGAUCCGUGAGUCGCUGGGAGAGGAGCAGUGCUGAGACAGAUGCAUCUCCUUGGAAAUGUGAGCAAGGAAUGGAGCUACGCUGCCUUUUGACCCGUCGAUCAACCACCUUCUCCUGAAGCUAAUUCAAACGCACGAUGUGACGUUCCUUGUAAAACGCUGUUAUUAAGUGGUAAUGAAAAACGGAAAACACAGUAGCUUGCAGGAAGGCUCUGAAAAGGCCAGGCUCAGCACUGUAUACAGUAGAUAUAGCAGCAAGAGUCACAUGCACUGCGAACCAUUGGAGCUUUCGCAUCCGGUCUUGUUUCCUGGGUAGCUCCAUUUGGACUUGUCUGUGCUUUUGUUAUUUCGAACUAAAUUGAGGCAAGAAGUGGUUGACUAUAGCACAGCCUUUUUAUUUUGUGGCCGUUUCAGUUACAGUUUACAGAUAUUGUUUUUUGACUACCACAAAACAAACAUUCCAGUUCAGACCGAGGGACUGUCGCAUACUGGUCACCAUGAGUAAGUGUAUAAUUACCAUGUACUGUGAAGCAGCUGAAAUAAUUAAUAUACGUGCAGUUCUGACUAUUAGAAAUUAGACAACAUGUUUGCUUUAAUCAAAACACAUGAAUAUUGCCUUAUACAAAUGUUCUAAUAAAAUCAAACCUGUAGUUUCAAUAUUUAGCGCUUCUUUACAGUGAUUUGCAGUUGUCACAAAAUAUAACAGACCACAAAUGCAUUUUAAAUAGUUUUUCUUAAUGUAUAUCGGGUGAGCUUCUGUAUUUAUGGUAUUACAUUGUCAAUAUAGAGAACAUUUAAGUAUGCAGACAGAAUCUGCAAUGUUUUGCUGGACUUGCUCUUUGAUGUUCAUAAGGUGUCAACGUGUGUCCGGCAAGCACAAAGCUCUUCUCUAUUCAUCCAUUCCUGGAACUAUAUUGAAAAUAAAAAAAAAGAUGUGUGAAAUGACUUUACGUCAUUUAAUUCAAAGCCUAGCUGAUGAAAAGAAUAGAAGGUUGGAGAAGGUUACAACAAUUGAGUAAACUAGAUGAUUUUGUCUUUUGUACAAAGUAGGAAAAGACACAGAGCAUUUUUUUUUUUUUUUACUGGUUUGCCGCUAUAGCUCUAAAUACACAGGCGGAAACGAUUCUUGUUAUUAUAUCUUACUUCAUCGUGUUUUGAUCUUUCAUUCCCUGCAUUAUCAGUGAAUACCUCUAGGAGGUACUUUACAUUCCAUGUGCAACAGAGACACCUGAUGGAACAAGCAAGGGUUUUCACCUCCCUGUCAUACCAUGCUCCUUGCUGCUUAGUAAAAACAUUUGACAAUU